This is a messenger RNA of Toxotes jaculatrix (banded archerfish), 1565 nucleotides long. RefSeq names its product ribosomal protein S6 kinase related b (gene rskrb). The transcript is spliced from 13 exons. Lineage: Eukaryota; Metazoa; Chordata; Actinopteri; Toxotidae. Bases 1 to 1362 code for a protein of 453 amino acids. Gene Ontology annotation, biological process: protein phosphorylation. The record is from RefSeq and is a predicted model, not a curated record. Gene Ontology annotation, molecular function: protein serine/threonine kinase activity; ATP binding.
AUGGGGGCCGACGGCAGUAAAAACAGGAAGAGGCCCACUGAAGGGCAGGAGAAUGAGCACUUCUCAUCUGGAUGGCGUGGUUUCCUCUCCAGUGUGGGUCUGUCUAUCCCAGCAGGCCUCUGUCGCCUGGCCCCGCCUGCCCUGCGUCUUGGCCAGCGUCGAAUGCUCCAAGGCAAGUCUCCCGACAUCCCUGAGCACGUCCUGAGGUUGGCGGGAGUCGGCCCAGACAAGCUGAGAGCCGAGUGGAGCCUGCCGGGGUUCAUUACCAUGUUCCUGCCCGAAUUCCCCCACAGAACUGUGCCUGGGCACGAACACUUUCAGGUGUUGGGUUACAUCGCCAAAGGUUCUUUUGGACCCAUUCUGAAGGUGAAAGACAAGGCCAAACAGAAAACAUAUGCUGUCAAAGUUAUACCGAAAUCAGAGAUUCUGAGACUUGGGGUCUUGGAGCAGUCGAAAGAAGAAGUUAUAGUCCAGCGUCAGGUUCGCCACCCAUUUGUCCAUGACCUCCAGGACUGCUGGCAGACACAGCGCCACCUCUACAUUAUGUGUGACUACUGCAGCACAGGAGACCUGUACACUUAUUGGCAGAUGAGUGGUCAGUUCAAAGAGGACACAGUACGAGUGUUUGCAGCAGAGUUGGGAUGUGCGCUUGGCUUUCUGCAUGACAUCGGGAUCAUCCACAGAGAUGUGAAGAUGGAGAAUAUCUUGCUGACAGACAAUGGACACCUCCGCUUAGCUGACUUUGGUUUGUCCCGUCGCCUGGAGAGAGGAGGACGAGCCUUCACCAUUUGUGGAACAAUCCAAUAUAUGGCCCCAGAGGUUCUGAGUGGCGGACCCUAUAACCAUGCAGCUGAUUGGUGGUCACUGGGAAUUCUGCUUUUCUCAUUGGUUACUGGGAAGUUCCCUGUGCCUCCAGAACCAGACCACUGCAGCAUGCUGAGGAAAGUGAGGGGUUUUCCCUAUGAAAUGCCACUUAGCUUCAGCCCCCCAUUUGCCUUGCUAAUAACUGAGCUUUUGUGCAAGACUCCUUCCCGCCGCCUGAGGACCCUCGAUCGUUUCAAACGGCAGACCUUCUUCCAUGGAACAACUUUUGAUCUCGCCCUGCUGCAGCGGCAGCCUGUGGAGGUGAUUCUGGAGCUGAGAGAGAGACCAGACCGAGCCGCCAAAGCUCGACGAGGACUCACUUUGUCUCUGCAGCCUCUUAAGGGCUUUGACUAUGAUGCACUACUCAGCCCCCCAGCCACACCAGACACACAGCUGGAUGCCGAAAAACAAACCCACACAACUGCACCCUUUCCCGGCCCAGCACUCCCUCUGCUGUCUCCUCAGGAAAAAGGUCCACGCAGAGAAGUAUUUGUGUGACGGACUUUGCGUUUACUGUAUGAUUACUUACACGCUAAAGGUAAAGGCCUACAUAAAUGUACUUCUGCACACUUUUUCACCCUUACACACAGGUGUUGUGCACCUUGUAAUGUCUUAUUUAGCAAAAGCCAAAUUAUCCAAUUAUGACUUAAUUGGAUCUAUAGUUUAGAAGGGAAUGAUUCAGCUGAGUAAAAAAACACCAC